Molecule: messenger RNA, 357 nt
Organism: Mytilus trossulus (common blue mussel)
Lineage: Eukaryota; Metazoa; Mollusca; Bivalvia; Mytilida; Mytilidae
Product: short-chain collagen C4-like
Exons: 1
Coding region: 1-357 (118 amino acids)
Source: RefSeq, a predicted model, not a curated record
AUGGAUGUUCUAAACAACCAUCAAGAUUUCGGAACUUCUAAACUGAACAAAGAUCUGCCUUGUGCUGUUUGUAAAAACCCGGGAAAAUCGUCAGUGUUGAUGAUACCAGGCAAAAAAUCAUGUUAUGGAGGUUGGAGCAAAGAAUUUUCUGGUUAUUUGGUGGCACAGGCUAGUGAAGCUAGUCGUUCGCCCACCGAGUAUAUAUGCGUAGAUGAAAAUAUGGAAUCUAUUUCCGGUGGAGACGCAGACGAUAACGAGGGCGUUGUUUAUCCGGUAGAAAUCGGAAGCUGCAAUACAUUAUCUUGUCCUCCAUUUGUCGAGGGAAGAGAAUUGACAUGCGUGGUAUGUUCACAAUAG